Messenger RNA from Hyalella azteca, 1703 nucleotides. Its product is annotated as cytosol aminopeptidase. Gene Ontology annotation, cellular component: cytoplasm. Gene Ontology annotation, biological process: proteolysis. The record is from RefSeq and is a predicted model, not a curated record. Bases 1 to 1236 code for a protein of 411 amino acids. Gene Ontology annotation, molecular function: metalloaminopeptidase activity; manganese ion binding. The transcript is spliced from 11 exons. NCBI's taxonomy places the organism in Eukaryota, Metazoa, Arthropoda, Malacostraca, Amphipoda, Hyalellidae.
AUGUGUGACCGACGGAUCGGCAGCACUGGUGAGGCCAUCCGCACCGCCGUCGCAGCGGGGUACCGCUCACUGAGCGAGGUGGGGGUGAGCUCAGUGAUUGUGGACGCGUGCGGUGACGCAGAGGCGGCCGCUGAAGGUGCGGUGCUUGCGUCCUUCCUCUACCAGACCUUCAAGACCGAGAAGAAAGACCGGCCUGAUAUUGUGCCCCACACGGAGACCGAUCGCGACGCGUGGAAGCGCGGCGUAGCGCUGGCGGAGGCUCAGAAUCUCGCACGGGAGCUCAUGGAGACGCCGGCUAACCAUCUCACGCCCACCAUUUUCGCUCAGAGAGCCAAGGAUGUUCUGGAGCCCCUGGGCGUCAGCGUGACGCCUCACGACGCGACGUGGGCCCAGGAGCGCAGGAUGGGCGCCUUCCUGUCGGUGACGCGAGGCAGCGCUGAACCGCCCGUCUUUUUAGAGCUGAGCUACGACGGCGCUGAACAGGGACAACAGCACCUUGCUCUUGUGGGCAAAGGCGUGACGUUCGACGCAGGGGGCAUCUCCCUGAAGCCGUCCAAAGGCAUGGAGGCGAUGCGUGCUGACAUGGGCGGCGCUGCGUGCGUCGUGGGGGCGCUGCACGCAAUAGCGACUCUCAAGCUUCCACUUAAUGUUAAAGCCUACAUCCCGCUGUGCGAGAACUUGCCCAGCGGGACGGCCACUAAGCCUGGUGACGUCAUCACCGCCGCUAACGGCAAGACAAUCCAGGUUGACAACACAGACGCCGAGGGUCGCCUGAUACUCGCAGACGCCCUCCACUUCGCCUGCCUCGACAAGCCGCGAGCUCUCGUGGACAUGGCCACGCUCACCGGAGCGAUGAGUGUGGCGUUAGGUGGCGGUGCUGCAGGAGCCUUCAGUUCUUCCGACGAACUGUGGCAUGCCAUGCAAGCCGCCGGUAUGACGACUGGUGACCGUGUGUGGCGCAUGCCACUGUGGCAGGUCUACAGCAAGCAGGUUACAGAGCACGGUAUGGCUGAUGUACAUAAUUUGGGCAAGUACGAAAGGGAAGCCGGCUCCUGUACUGCAGCUUCCUUCUUGCAGCAAUUCGUGACGUGCGAGCACUGGAUGCAUCUUGACAUCGCUGGCGUGAUGGAGAACAGAGACGAGGUGCCGUACCUCAGCAAGGGAAUGUCUGGCCGCCCCACGCGCACCAUCGUCCAAUUUGCGCACCUCAUCGCUAGCGGCCAAACUCAGCUCUAGCGCCGCCAAGUACGGCGCCGGCACAACCGCGAGAAAUCGAGGGGUGUGAUGGGGAUAAUUCCGAUUUCUUUCAUGCUCGGGGAGGAAGAAUAAUCGAUUUAGAGUAGCGUUCUUUAAAGAAUUUCUGUUAAGGUUAGCAAAAUGGUUGAGAAAUUUCGAGUUUUUAGUAAUGUGGUGUUUAUUAGUGUUUAUAAUAGCAAACUGAGCCUCAUGGAUAAGGACUCCAUUCUCCUCAAGCUCCACCAGUGUAUGGUGAGGUAUACUUACAUUUCGAUUCUUUCAUAUUUUCUGGUAUUAUAUCGUUUACGAGUUAUGCAAAUGAUUUAUUUGGAGCGCUUAUUUGUCAUGUGAUGAGAAUUUAUUCCGAAAUGUAUGUGUAAUUUUCAUUCAACCAAGGCUUUCAAUCCUUCAAUCUAACAAAAACUUGAACUGAAUAAAAAAUGAAUGAAUAAAAAGAAUGGAUACAA